Panicum virgatum (switchgrass) is the source of this 1673-nucleotide messenger RNA. Its product is annotated as dehydration-responsive element-binding protein 2B-like. Bases 257 to 1282 code for a protein of 341 amino acids. The record is from RefSeq and is a predicted model, not a curated record. Gene Ontology annotation, biological process: regulation of DNA-templated transcription. The transcript is spliced from 2 exons. Lineage: Eukaryota; Viridiplantae; Streptophyta; Magnoliopsida; Poales; Poaceae. Gene Ontology annotation, molecular function: DNA binding; DNA-binding transcription factor activity.
UUCCUAAAUCAUCCCCUUUCUCCCUGAUUCUUGCCUUCUUUUAUUUAAUUUCGUCCGCGUGACACAAGUUGGAUUUCACCCCUGGAUAUCUCUUCUUCGCCGCCGUGUUUUCUUAGAUAAAAAAAAAGUGGUUAGGGGGUUGAUUCCUCUAUACUGUCCGAAAGGAUUCAUCAUCAUUCCUACGGAUUCAGAUCAGACUAGCCGAACUUGUGCUACAUACAGAUCGACCACCCACCGAUUGGAUUAGCUUGCACGCAUGGCGGAGUCGAGCACCCAAGGGCGGCGAAAGCAAGCUCGAGGCAACAAGUUGGCACCGCGGUCCGGCGUGUGGGCGCACUUCACCCGACUCAGGGAUGACGACGGCAAAGUGGAGUGCAACCGUUGCGGUGCCCAGUCGAGCGCAAGGCAUGGCACCACCAGCCUGUGGAAGCACUUGAACAACAAGAAGGUGUGCAGCGGACAGGAAGAGGAAGCUGAUGAUGGUGCUGCUGGUGGUGUCGGGGCAGCACGUCCGCCACAUCAGGAUCAGCAGCCCCCUCCGCUCCUGCCAGCGACGCCGCCUUCCCCGGCAGCCGGAGCCCACGAGCACGAGCUCCAACUGCAGCGGAGCUUGAAGCCAGCUGUUCCCGUGCCGCCGCCGGCGGCGCCGGCGCCACAGCGGCCGCAGAAGCAGUACCGCGGCGUGCGGUGCGUCAAGUGGGAGGCCGACAUCCGGCUCCCCCGGGAACGCACCCGCCUGUGGCUGGGGACGUUCGACACCGCCGAGGAGGCCGCGCUGGCCUACGACCAGGCGGCCUACCGCCUCCGUGGAGACGCGGCGCGGCUUAACUUCCCCAGCAGCGCGGCGUCCUUGGUGCCGCUCGACCCAGCCGCGGAGGCCAAGCUCCAGGCGGCCAUCGCCGCCGCGUCGUCCAAGAACGCCAUGGCCAGGAGAAAGGCCACACCCAUCAACCUGGUUGCGUCCCCGAGCAACAGCUCCUCCGACGACGACGCCUCAAGGUCCGGAUCGGACGACGAGACGACCUACCUCCCGGCCGGGUCCCAGCAGCAGACCCUGGGUUCCUUCGACGACGAAGCCUCAGAGUCCGGAUCGGACGACGAGACGACGUACCUCCAGGCCGAGUCCCAUUCCCAGCAGCAGGCCCUGGGCUCCGCCUCCGACGAAGCCUCAGAGUCCGGAUCGGACGACGAGACGACCUACCUCCUCGGGUCCCAGCAGCAGCAUUGGGUUCCUCCUCCGGCCAAGCCUCAGAUUCCGGAUCGGACGACGAGAACGAGAUGACCUACCUCCCCGGGUCCCAGCAGCAGGCCCUGCGUCCCAGCAGCGGCCUGGACGAGGAGAUCGACCGCCUGAAGCGCGACAAGAACAUCCUGCUGGUGGAUGCGGGGAAGCUGGGUCAGGAGCAGCGGAGCACGCGGGCGAACAUGCGGGCCAUGGCGGACCAGCUGCAGCACACGGAGCUCAGGCAGACGCAGAUGAUGUGGUUCCUGACGCGGGUGAGGCAGAACCCGGGCUUACUCCAGCAGCUGGCCGAAUAAUCUCCUGUUUCUCCGUAGUAUUUUCAUUUGACUUGUUGCAUUUCUCCUUUUGCGCCACCCCCACCCCAAACUGUUCUUGAGAAAGAAAUAAAAAGGUGUCUCCCAAGUCAAUCGAUUCGAUAUUCGCGUUAAAU